AUGAUGACCACGACGAUUAGUUCAGCCCAACAGAUAGUACCAGAUCCGAAUGGAAGAUGCGAGAUGUUCAAUGCCAACAUGUCAAUAUGUAAUGGUGUAAUACCAUCCAACACAUUUAUUUAUCUAAACAGCUCACAGACACAAGACACCUUGAAUCAACAGGCCACUGGUCUGAUCAACAUCCUCACCCAGACAAGUGCUCUAUGCAGUCUGCACGCUAAACUACUUUAUUGUUCAAAUGUAAAAUAUAUAAACCAUGUACAACAUAUAACCAAACACAACCAACAUCAAUUUCACUACCAUCUCUUCCUUGCCAAAGUAUUUGCAGCACAAUCAGUUUGCCAUGGCCACGACAGCAAUAUUGGCUUGGAGUUUGAUUGUACAGGCUUGGGUGAUGCAGGACAGGCAUUAUUCCCAACGACGGCCACAUUUUAUAACUUGACACAAUACUCUGGCGAUUCAAAUCAGAGUGUCGUGUGCAAUCAACUUUAUGUCAAUCCUGGACUGUGUCCACAUCCACUGAUCUACGUGGAUAGUGAGAUGAACAAGCACGAUGUCUACGCCAAAGUGGUCGACUCACAAUGUGCGCUGACAUGUCCAUUUGACUAUUGGUCGAAGAAGAGUAUGAACUCAUUGUAUUAUACACAAUCAUCUAUCAAUGGUAUCAGCUUUGCAUGUGGAAUACUAUUGAUCCUACUAUUUGGUAUACUACCCAAUGAGAUCAAUCAAAGAAUGGAGAUCAUCCUCUCAUUCGGUAUCUCAUCAGUCUGUGUUGCCAUAUCAUAUAUCAUGGUUGCCAACGACAGGAAGGACUAUUGUGGAAGUAACAAUAGGUAUAUGGCACAAUCAGAUCCAAAGUGUGGAUUUAAUGGAGUGUUGUUCCAGUUUGGAGUCAAUGCAUUGACAUACUGGUGGACAUUCCUAUGUUACAGCUUCUUCAAAGCGAUUAGAAUGGAGAAGAUCAAACAUUUCAAAUACUUUAGGAUUAUACUAUGGGGCUAUGCACUACUCAAUGCUGUCUUGCCACUGAUUGGUUCAUCCUACGUUGCCAAUCCACGUGUAUAUGGUUGUUGGAUGGAUGCAAGAGAUGCACGUAUCUGGCAGAUCCUAUUCUACUUUGCACCAGCAUGGAUAUGUUUGUUAAUGAUCCUAUUCUUUACAGUUUAUUCUAUUUAUCGCGUGUAUAUGAUGUAUGGAAUAUUGAAGGAUGAUAAGAUUAUGAUGUUCAAUACCAAACAGAUUGUGAUCAUGAUGGUAGUGACGCUAAACUUUGUAGUUGUUGCUUUUUAUACAUUCUAUCAGAUUGGUAGACAGAAGAUUUAUGAUCAGACGAUGGAGAACUGGAUCAAAUGUCUUGUGGUACAGGGUAGUGAUCAUUGCCAGUUGGACUGGCCAGACUACUUCCUCAGGAUAAUGAUCGCCAUUGUCAACACAAACAAUGGAAUCAUCGGAUUCCUCUCAUAUGGCCUCGAGUACAACUGUCUGGUAUUACUGCGCAAGUCGAACAAAGUGCGAUGGUUGCGCUUAAAGGUUGGCCUGUCGGACCUGGCUCCAACCAGCUCGGACUCAUCUUCAUCCAAGCCAAAUGCCGCUGCAGCCAGACGCAAGAGUACAGCGAGCAAACCAAAGCCAGUCGCGAAUGGUAUUGAGUUGGGCAAAGUACAACAUCAACAACAAGGCAGUGGCAGUGGUGUACAUAGUAGUGAUCAAAGCAGCAGUAACAACACAACUGAAGUGGUUGUAGUGGAUAUCAACAACAAUCACUCACUCAACUCUGAUGCCAACACCACCAUGACCUCCACCUCAAUCGAUUCUCGAGAGCCUUAA
This is a messenger RNA of Acytostelium subglobosum LB1, 1827 nucleotides long. RefSeq lists its product as hypothetical. Gene Ontology annotation, molecular function: transmembrane signaling receptor activity. Gene Ontology annotation, cellular component: membrane. The coding region runs from base 1 to 1827 and encodes 608 amino acids. The transcript is spliced from 7 exons. NCBI's taxonomy places the organism in Eukaryota, Evosea, Eumycetozoa, Acytosteliales, Acytosteliaceae. The record is from RefSeq and is a predicted model, not a curated record. Gene Ontology annotation, biological process: cell surface receptor signaling pathway.